AUGAGCACGACCAAGAAGAAAAGGCAUGGCGACGAGUUCGUCGCUGUCCAGAUUCUACAGAGUUUUGUCUCAAGCCGCCGCCGUCGCCACCACCACUUCCUGCCGCCCCUCGCCGCCGUCUCCGGCUGUUUUCUCCUCCUCCUCCUCCUCCUCUUGGCCCUCCUUCUGUUCCUCUGCCCUCCCAUCAACACAUCGUUGAAUAAUGGAGCUAACGUCGAGAAAGAUGGCAUUUUUCGUGUCCCGAUGAGUGGAGGAAGCUUAGGCCAAAAUUUGUGGACUUCAAACCAAUACAAUUCCUUCUAUGGAUGCAGUAAUGCCAGCCAUGGCUUCUUAGCAAGCUUUAACGAAAAGAAUCGAAUGAAAGCUGCGGAUACGAAAAACGAACCUAACCGGUACUUGUUGAUUGCGACUAGUGGUGGCCUAAACCAGCAAAGAACAGGGGUGCAGGCCGUUGAGCUCACCAAGUUCGAUUACAGAUUAUCAAAUCGGCUGGAUUCGGAUUUACAGAAACUGAGAUGCCGAGUGAACUAUCAUGCCCUGAGAUUUACAGAUCCCAUUCACGAAAUGGGAAUCAAGUUAGUCGAGAGGAUGAGAGCGAAAAGCAAGCAUUAUGUUGCCUUACAUUUAAGAUUUGAGCCGGAUAUGCUGGCAUUCUCCGGAUGCUACUAUGGUGGUGGCCACAAAGAGACGAAAGAGCUCGGCGCAAUAAGAAAGAGGUGGAAAACUUUACAUGUGAGUAGAGUCGAGUCAAGCCGACCCUCUUACACAUACAUAAUAAUCUUGACGAUGAAAAACCCGCAAAAGGAACGGAGGCAGGGGAAAUGCCCGUUAACUCCCGAGGAAGUUGGACUUAUGCUAAGAGCAUUGGGCUUUGGGAAUGACGUGCAUAUAUACGUAGCAUCCGGCCAAGUUUACGGAGGUGAAGAUACAUUGGCACCUUUAAAAGCUCUUUUCCCCAAUCUCCACACCAAAGAGACUAUUGCUAGCAAGGAAGAGAUUGCUCCAUUUUCGUCCUUCUCGUCUCGCAUGGCUGCACUCGAUUUUAUCGUUUGCGAUGAAAGUGAUGUUUUCGUUGCGAAUAACAACGGUAACAUGGCUAAAAUACUCGCUGGCAAAAGGAGAUACUUUGGUCACAAACCAACCAUACGCCCAAAUGCAAAGAAGCUCUAUCGGGUUUUUCAAGACCGGGAUAAAAUGAAGUGGGAAGAAUUUGCCUCAGUUGUUCGAAAAUUCCAGGUUGGUUUCAUGGGGCAGCCCAAUGAGGUUAGGUUGGGUAGGGGUGAAUUUCACCAACACCCUUUGUCUUGCAUAUGUGAAAAAUCGCAUCUUUUUCAAAAUAGAGGUAAAAUCGAUGGUGAAAAAAGUAGUAAUAACGACAUGAAUGAUGAAGGGUUAUCGGAAGACGAGCAAGAUUGGGCCGAAACGGGAUAUUACGGUGAAGAUGAGAAUAACGGUGGGAGAAAAUACUCUGAUUUUGCACAGAUGAACUCUGAGCAGCCAGAAAUUGAAGAAAUGAUCUCAGAUAGAUAG
Molecule: messenger RNA, 1530 nt
Organism: Striga asiatica
Lineage: Eukaryota; Viridiplantae; Streptophyta; Magnoliopsida; Lamiales; Orobanchaceae
Source: the annotation of a GenBank genome assembly